Molecule: messenger RNA, 1581 nt
Organism: Anthostomella pinea
Lineage: Eukaryota; Fungi; Ascomycota; Sordariomycetes; Xylariales; Xylariaceae
Source: the annotation of a GenBank genome assembly
AUGGCGCCCCCAAAAUUCAUGGGCCUCAGUGGCCGGCCGCUCUCCCUGGCCGUCUCGACUGUCGCCACCACGGGAUUCCUGCUCUUCGGAUACGACCAAGGAGUCAUGAGUGGAAUCAUCAGCGCCCCGCAGUUCGCUGAUGUCUUCGAGGAAACCCGAGACAACUCAACCAUGCAGGGCCUCGUCACUGCCAUCUACGAGAUCGGAUGCCUGAUAGGUGCAAUCUUCAUUCUGGCUGUCGGUGAUCUGCUGGGUAGACGGAAGGCAAUGAUCAUGGGAGGUGUCAUCAUGAUCCUCGGAACCAUUAUCCAGGUCACCUCAUACCCGGGCCACUCGCCACUGGCACAGUUUAUCAUCGGGCGAGUCGUGACGGGUGUUGGGAAUGGGAUGAACACGAGCACGAUCCCGACUUACCAAGCCGAAUGCAGUAGGACCUCAAAUCGAGGCCUCCUCAUCUGUAUCGAAGGUGGCAUCAUCGCAUUCGGCACCCUCAUCGCCUAUUGGAUUGACUACGGCUGCUCCUAUGGAAAUGCAGACCUGGCUUGGCGGUUUCCCAUUGCCUUCCAGAUCGUCUUCGGUCUCAUUCUGUGCAUCUGCAUGAUCUUCCUUCCGGAGAGCCCACGUUACCUUCUGACCCUCGAGAAAUACGAGGAUGCCAACCGGGUCAUUGCGGGUCUACGAGGGUAUGAGAUUGAUAGCCACGAGACUCAGCUAGAGCGUGACGUGAUUCUGGACUCUAUCAGAGCAUCUGGUUACGAGACGCAGAAGAGCACGCCGGUAAAGGCACUUUUCACCAAUGGGAAGACGCAACACUUCCGCCUCAUCUACUACUUCCCCAUCUUGUUCGAGACGUCCAUCACGCCAGGAAACCACCACUUGGCUUUGCUGAUGGGCGGUGUCAACAUGAUUGUAUACUCAAUCUUUGCAACCACGUCGUGGUUCCUCAUCGAGCGCGUUGGUCGCCGUAAGCUGUUCCUCUGGGGAACUGUUGGCCAGGGGCUCUCCAUGGUCAUCACAUUUUCGUGCCUCAUCCCUGGCACGUCAUCUGCGGCUAAGGGUGCUGCCGUCGGGCUGUUCACCUACAUUGCCUCGUUCGGUGCAACCUGGCUACCGCUUCCUUGGUUGUACCCCGCCGAGAUCAACCCUAUCAAGACGCGAGGCAAGGCUAAUGCCGUAUCAACAUGCACGAACUGGCUUUUCAACUUCCUCAUCGUAAUGGUGACUCCGAUCAUGAUAACCAACAUCGGCUGGGGUACCUACCUCUUCUUCGCCAUCGUCAACGCCUGCUUCCUUCCCGUUAUCUGGUUCUUCUACCCCGAGACCGCAAAGCGAAGUCUCGAGGAGAUCGACAUCAUUUUCGCCAAGGGCCAUGUCGAGAAAAUCUCCUACGUCCGGGCCGCGAAGGAACUGCCGCUGCUGUCCGACGAAGAGGUCGAGCAGGAGGCCCUCAAAUACGGCCUUAUAGACACCCUUGCUCGGGGCGCAAUGGGCGGUGCUGGACCGGGGGGCGUUCCCCAUGAGAAAGCUCUUAGCGAGAAGAGUGGGGAGGCGACUGGGAGUAGGGAGGAUGUUGCGAACUAG